Molecule: messenger RNA, 1749 nt
Organism: Plasmodium gallinaceum
Lineage: Eukaryota; Apicomplexa; Aconoidasida; Haemosporida; Plasmodiidae
Product: conserved Plasmodium protein, unknown function
Exons: 1
Coding region: 1-1749 (582 amino acids)
Biological process (GO): RNA 3'-end processing
Molecular function (GO): nucleotidyltransferase activity
Source: RefSeq, a predicted model, not a curated record
AUGAACGUAAAAAAAUUCUCUAUGUUUUCUUAUAUAUUAAGAAAAAAACUAAAAAUACAUAUUUCAAGUUUAUAUUAUCCUUUAAAUAAUUUACUUAAUUAUAAUUUAAUUUUUCGUUUAAAAUAUCCUUUUUUUCAUGAGUAUAGUACUAGUAGCAAACAGGCUAGAGAAAAUAAUAGAAAAUAUGAAGUAGAUAAAAAAAUUAAUUUGACAAACUGUAAAGUAACAGAUACUUUUUAUAUUAGUAGUGAUGACUCCGACGAAGAGUAUAUAUUAGAAAAAAAAUUAAAAAAAGAUGAAUCAUUAGUAAAUUAUGAAUUUGAAAAAGAUCAUAUAAAAAAGAUAAAUAAUGAAAAUUUAGACGACAAAUAUCAUAUAAAAAAUAACAUUAUUCAUAUAAACAAAGAAGAAAACGUUAACAUCUAUAAUAACAAUGCUGAUCAUUCAUAUUCGAGAGAAUGUUCUGGUAAUAAUGAUGACUUAAAUAAAAUUGAUAUAAACAAUGUUGAUCCAAGUAAUAUAUCCUUAAAUAACAAAAGAAAAGUUGAUAAAAAAUAUGAUAUAAAAAGUGCUCAUGAAAGAAUGGUGGAUCCCAACUCAAAUAAUUUAGAUUUUAUGAAAAAAAAUGAUAUGAACUUUCAUGACCAAAUAAAAGACUAUCAAGAAAUAAAAAAUUAUUUAAAUAUAUAUAUAAAUGAAAAUCAUAAAGUAUAUUGUCCUAAUGAAAAUAAAGUAAAUGCAUUAAAUGAAGAAUUAAAAAAGCUGGAAAUAUCAUUAAAACCUUCACAAAAUGAUAUUAAUAACAUGAAAAAAUUUUUAUAUUUUUUACAAAAUGAAAUUAAUAAAUAUUACAAAAACUGUUAUGUAACUCCUUUUGGAUCAAUAAUAAAUGGUUUCUGGAUGAGAAAUAGUGAUAUUGAUAUAUGUAUCCAAGUGCCAAUACUUCUAAAUAGAAAAGAUCAGAUAAAACUUCUAAGAAAAAUAUGUCUAAUAUUAAAUAACUUCAAUGAUGGAGUAAUUGAACAAAGAUUUUCAGCUAAAGUGCCUAUCAUACAUUUUUAUUGUAAAAAUCCCCAAAAUUCCUUUGAAUUAUCUUGCGAUAUUUCUAUAAAUAAUAUAUUAGCUGUAAUAAAUUCAAAAUUAAUUCAGAAAUAUGUAAGUAUAGAUAAAAGAUUGCAAGUAAUGGGAAUAGCUUUAAAAUAUUGGUCAAAAAAUAGAAAUAUUAAUGAUAGAUCAAAGGGAUUUUUAUCUUCUUUUUCACUAAUUUUGAUGAUAAUUCAUUUUUUACAGAAUGCCAUUGAACCUAAAAUUCUUCCAUCACUUCAAGAUAUUUCUUCUAAAAGAAAUGAAAAACCAUUUUAUGUAAUGGGUGUUGAUUGUAAAUAUUGUCAGGAUGAAAAAAUUAUUAGAGAAGAAUUGAAUAAAAUAAAUAAUUUUAAUAAUUCCUAUGCAGAUGUUUCAACAUUACUAACAGAAUUUUUUAAAUUUUAUGGGUAUAAAUAUAAAAGUGGAAUAAUAGCAAUAAGAGAUAUAAAUGAUUAUUACGAAAAUUUUCAUGCAUUAAAAGAUUUUGAGUCAUAUUUUCUUUUUGUUGAUAAUCCUUUUGAAGUAGGAAAAAAUGUUGCAAAUGUUAUGCCAAAAAAUUAUAAAACAAUUGUAAAUGAGAUGAAAAGAGCUUAUAGAAUUUUAAAAAAUAAUGGUUCUUGGAGAGAUGUAUGCAAUCCUAGUGAUAACUUAAUUUAUCCAUAA